This is a messenger RNA of Mus pahari (shrew mouse), 1390 nucleotides long. It is a transcript of the gene Slc24a5, whose product is annotated as solute carrier family 24 member 5. Gene Ontology annotation, biological process: melanocyte differentiation; calcium ion transmembrane transport; intracellular calcium ion homeostasis. Lineage: Eukaryota; Metazoa; Chordata; Mammalia; Rodentia; Muridae. Gene Ontology annotation, molecular function: calcium channel activity; calcium, potassium:sodium antiporter activity. The transcript has 8 exons. Bases 108 to 1379 code for a protein of 423 amino acids. Gene Ontology annotation, cellular component: membrane. The record is from RefSeq and is a predicted model, not a curated record.
GCACGCAAUGUGCUGUCUCUCCAGCAUCGGAGUUUCCUGAAGGGUUCUUCACCAAGCAGGAGAGCACAGAUGGAGGCAUUGUAAUCUACUUCCUCAUUAUCCUCUACAUGUGCAUGGCUGUCUCCAUCGUCUGCGACAAGUACUUCUUGCCCUCUCUGGAAAUCAUCAGUGACUCCCUUGGACUGUCGCAGGAUGUUGCUGGUGCAACUUUCAUGGCAGCUGGUAGCUCCGCCCCUGAACUAGUUACCGCCUUCUUGGGUGUAUUUAUCACAAAGGGAGAUAUUGGUAUCAGCACCAUACUAGGAUCUGCAAUUUAUAAUCUCCUUGGCAUCUGUGCUGCCUGUGGCCUCCUGUCCAACAUGGUUUCAACACUCUCCUGCUGGCCCCUCUUCCGAGACUGUGCAGUGUAUGCAGUUAGUGUAGGAGCAGUUUUUGGCAUAAUAUUUGACAACCGAAUUUACUGGUAUGAAGGAGCAGUGCUGCUACUGAUAUACGGGCUGUAUGUUCUGCUGCUGUGUUUUGACACUACAAUCAGCCGACAUGUCAUGAAAACAUGCAGUCCCUGUUGUCCCUGCCUCGCCAAAGCUAUGGAGGAGAGAAGUGAACAGCAGACACUGUUGGGGUGGGAGGAUGAGAGCCAGCUCUUCAUUCGUCGCCAGUCAAGGACAGACAGUGGAAUAUUUCAGGAAGAUUCUGGUUACUCCCAACUUUCUCUAAGUUUACAUGGUCUUGGUCAGGUUCCUGAAGAUCCACCAAGUGUUUUCAGCAUGCCAGAAGCAGACUUAAGAAGAAUUUUUUGGGUUCUCUCUCUUCCUAUUAUUACAUUACUUGCUCUGACAACACCAGACUGCAAGAGGAAGUUUUGGAAAAAUUACUUUGUGAUAACCUUUUUCAUGUCUGCACUAUGGAUAUCUGCAUUCACAUACAUCCUAGUUUGGAUGGUCACAGUAACAGGGGAAACACUAGGGAUCCCAGACACAGUGAUGGGCCUUACUUUGUUGGCAGCAGGGACAAGCAUACCAGAUACAGUCGCAAGUGUGUUAGUUGCAAGAAAAGGUAAAGGAGACAUGGCUAUAUCUAACAUCGUGGGAUCCAAUGUGUUUGAUAUGCUAUGCCUAGGUCUUCCCUGGUUUAUUAAGACUGCAUUUACAAAUGCAUCUGCUCCUAUAGAAGUGAAUAGCAAAGGACUCACAUAUAUAACAAUCUCUCUCAACAUUUCAAUUUUAUUUCUGUUCUUAGCAGUUCAUUUUAAUGGCUGGAAACUAGACCGAAAGUUGGGGGUGGUCUGCCUAGUGUUAUACUUAGGACUUGCUACUUUAUCAGUUCUAUAUGAAAUUGGAAUUUUUGGAAAUAAUAGAAUAAGGGGUUGUGGAGUUUGAUAUUUUUAAUA